This is a messenger RNA of Aspergillus fijiensis CBS 313.89, 953 nucleotides long. RefSeq lists its product as uncharacterized. Bases 220 to 486 code for a protein of 88 amino acids. The record is from RefSeq and is a predicted model, not a curated record. The transcript has a single exon. NCBI's taxonomy places the organism in Eukaryota, Fungi, Ascomycota, Eurotiomycetes, Eurotiales, Aspergillaceae.
ACGAAUUUGGGUAAGACUAGCAAUGACGCAUCCUGGACAUAUAGGGGACAUAUAACAAUCAGACCCGAUGGUAUUGUUACUUUUCUUCUCCGUCGUACUCGCCCUCAUCCAGACCGCACACCCUCCCUGAAACCUCUGUCUGGCACCAACCACCCGUCAACCCAUCUCAACAUACCUACCUCUUCUUUGGAACUUAUUGAGAGACUGCUCGAGGGGACCAUGAACCGGAAAGCAGCACAGAAGCUCCGGCGGUGGCAGCACGAAUGGCAAUCGCGCAACGUAAACACACUGGUCCUCGAUUACGUCGAAGCGGAGACCAAGCUGCGCUUCAACAUCCAGCGGGAAGCCAGGGUCCAAGUGGAGCAUGAAGCUCUUUUCAUCAGCAGUACUAAGAACACCGACAACGACAAGAGAGCAACGGCAUCGACGGUCUCGAGGGUGGAGGCACUGCAGAAAGAACUGCGCUCGCUCUCCGAGGGCAUUUAGCACCAGGAGCGCAAGCUGGACAUGGUUCACGCUCGGCUCUGUUCCCUACCGAUCCGACGGGCCCUGGUCAGCUGCCACAAGGACAAGGAGUGGUACUUGUCGGAGUGGAUGCGGGCGGACUGCGCGCGCCGCGAGGGCUGUUGCGCGCGGGAGUGCGGCUGCUGUCGGCGGCCGCAGCAUCGGGGCCACUGCACCGCGGCGUGCGCGUGCUGCGAGCAGAGCAGAGGGUUUGCGGUCACCGGCAAGGAUGUCUGGGAGCCGGGGAAGAUGGCUUGGGUGUCGAUAGAGAACCAGCUGAAUAUUUAUGCGACGCGGUUGAGGGAUGCGUAUUUCUUCGGGCUGUGAGGUUGGGCUGCAUGCUUGCUGCGCUUCGGUUCUCUUUAGGUUCUUUUUUCGUGUAUUGCUCUCCGAAUGUGUUAUCCAGAUUGCUUCUAUGGAUUGCUGAGGCUAAUAGGAUUUGUGUGUCG